UAUCACUGUAUGUUCCAUAAUUUUUUUAUAUAAACGUAUGCUUUGAUUUCAACUUCAAAAUUAUAGCAACUUUAUCUUGUUUACUGAUAUGAGCAUAUUUGUGUUUUAUAUUAUAUUAUCCGCUAUUACAUCUAAAGCAUAUGGCGAUGAAAGCAAGUUGUGGGGGAUUGAAGGAAAUCGAAUAAAACUCUCAGCACCCCCAUACGUGCUUAAAGUAACAAGUGUAGAGUCACUGAACUGGUUUUAUGGUUAUGGUACGAACGCUAACAAUACCAUCGUUACUCUGGUAAAUCCCAAUAAAGAUCCAUUUUGUAUUGACGUCACUGAGCAAAGCUACGGAGAUUUGAUUAUAGAACAUGUGAACAGAACAUAUUCAGGAUAUUACACCUGUCAGGUUGUUGGGAAAGAUGUAUUUACAUCAUGGGUAUCGACUUAUUAUUUAGUUGUAUAUUAUAUGGAUCCUCCUACUAUAUCAACAAAUUGGAGUACUGAAAACAGCCACGCUACUUUCUUCUGCGUUUGGUCUAGAACCAAUCCAGAUAAACCGAUUGUAAAAUGGUUCCUUGAUGGCCGUACAAAAAAAUAA
Anneissia japonica is the source of this 586-nucleotide messenger RNA. RefSeq lists its product as uncharacterized. Bases 89 to 586 code for a protein of 165 amino acids. The record is from RefSeq and is a predicted model, not a curated record. The transcript has 3 exons. NCBI's taxonomy places the organism in Eukaryota, Metazoa, Echinodermata, Crinoidea, Comatulida, Comatulidae.